AUAAACACACCAGAAGAGCCCAGAAGCUAGCACACCAGUUUUCAAUUAAACAUUUACAUAUAUUAUCAAAAAUGUCCAAAUCAUCGUCAUCACCAGUUUUUUCCGUGAAACGUCAGGGACCGGAGCUAGUCACUCCCGCAAAACCAACACCACGAGAGUCAAUAUAUGUGUCAGAUAUCGAUGGCCAGCAAAGUCUCCUUUUUCAGAUUCCCUUCAUUAUGUUUUACCCCGCCCGUAAUCCUCCCAUGAAAGGGAAAGACCCUGUCAUGGUUAUCAAAGAUGCACUGAGCAAAGCUCUUGUGUGUUACUAUCCCUUCGCCGGUAGGAUCAGAGAAGGGCCGAACCAAAAACUCUUUGUCGAUUGCACUGGCGAAGGAGUCCUGUUCAUAGAAGCCGAUGCUGAUAUCACACUCGACCAGCUGGGCCACGCUAUUCUACCGCCAUUCCCAUGCAUCGAGGAACUGCUAUUUGAUGUCUCUGGUUCUUCCAACAUUGUUGGGUGCCCUUUGUUAUUGAUCCAGGUGACCCGCUUGAUCUGUGGGGGAUUCAUCUUCGCAGUACGCCUUAACCAUGUCAUGGCAGAUUCGCUUGGGCUGGUCCAGUUUUUCAAAGCCAUCGCAGAGAUUGCAAAAGGUGCAGACAAACCAUCAUUGCCACCCGUCUGGAAAAGAGAGAUAUUUACUGGUCGGAAUCCACCCAAUGUGACUUGUCCUCAUCCUGCGUACGACAAGGUAACCCACACCACUGCAGGCUUAGAAGAGAUCAACAUGGAAUCGGCGGAGAAUCUAGUUCAGCGAUGUUUCUUUUUCGGUCCGAAAGAAAUCAGAUCAAUCCGGAGUCAUCUCCCUCCACACCUUCGCGCCAGCACAUCAACCUUUGACGUACUGACUUCGUGUCUCUGGAGAAGUCGAACGGUAGCUCUAGAGCUCAAUCCCCACGAGACCGUUCGUGUUUCAUGGGUUAGCAAUGCCCGCCUCAACCGAGCCCUGCAAGUUCCUGCUGGUUACUACGGCAAUGCAUUUACCUUCAUUGCUGCAGGUUCAACCGCCGAGCAUCUAUGCAAGAAUCCUUUAGGAUAUGCGCUGGAGUUAGUUAAAAAGAAGAAAACGCAAAUAAUCAGCGAAGAGUACUUGAGAUCGUUUAUUGAUCUUAUGUCAAUCAAGGAAAGAUCUAAAUGUGAUACAUCAAUUUUGAACUUGGUGGUGGUUGAUGCUCGAGCCGGAUUUGAAGAGGUCGACUUUGGGUGGGGAGAAGCCGUUUACGGUGGUGUGACUGGAAAUAUAACGUUUGCAAGCAUUUUCUCAAGAGCUAGAAACAGUGAAGGGGAGGAGGGAAUUGUUGUGCCAAUAUGGUUACCACCUCUAGUUAUGGAGAGGUUUGAGCAGGAGCUACAAAAGAUGACUCACGAGGCUGUGGAUGAUUCCUACAGUCAGAAGUACAAAAGAAUCCCGUCCAAGAUGUAAUAAUUAGACGCUCGAAGGGAACAGGAAGCCUUUGGGUUGUUGCGCGUUUAUAGCCACUAAUUGGCCGGUAUCCUGUGGAGUGUUUCCUUUUUUGGAAUGGCGUAUCCUGUCGAGUGUUAAUUAAUGGCCCUUUUUGGUUGUGUGCUUUGGUAUUGUUUUUCUUUCCUCUUUCUUUCUUCUCUCCCCCUCCCCCACACCACCCCCUCCCUUUUUUCUUUUUUUUUGUGUAAGUUGUGUGUUUAUGUUAGUAAUAAAUUUGCACUGUCUUG
Messenger RNA from Rubroshorea leprosula, 1732 nucleotides. The record is from the annotation of a GenBank genome assembly. Lineage: Eukaryota; Viridiplantae; Streptophyta; Magnoliopsida; Malvales; Dipterocarpaceae.